UUUAUUCGAAUGCAGUCGUCGGUUCUUUUUCUUUCCCCAAUUCUGGUCGAUUUAGAAGUUUCACUUUCAUUCCAACCCUAAAUAGGAUGUUUGAAUUUUCUUUCUUCACUUUUUUUAUUAGUAGUUGUUUCCUAUACUCUUAGACUUUUCUUAAUCAUUGUUAUUAUUUUAUUUAUGAAAAACGUCACUUUUGACCAUUAUUCUCGUUUAAGCCUAUAAGGGACAGACGGCAGAGUACAGACCAGAAAAUUCCCAAAGUCGUCUGUGCUUUUUCUUUUUUUUACAAAGUUAUUAUUAUUCCUCUUCAAAAUUUGAUGUGGUUUUAUUUGAAGUUUGUUUAGCAAGAGGAGAUGGGUUUUGCUAUAUCCGAUGAACUAUUGGGGACUAUCGUUCCGAUUGUUGUUUACUGGAUUUAUUCAGGAAUAUAUGUGUGUUUAGGGUCUUUUGAAAAUUAUAGAUUGCAUUCGAAAACGGAUGAGGAUGAGAAGAAUUUGGUCUCCAAACAAACUGUCGUUAAAGGCGUUCUUUUGCAACAAUCUGUUCAGGCUGUUGUCGCCAUCCUUUUGUUCACGUUGUCAGGGAGCGAUGCUGGGGCAUCUGCACAACAGUCAUCUUCCUUUAUUACUCUAGUUAGACAAUUUGUCACAGCAAUGGUGGUUCUGGAUACGUGGCAGUAUUUUCUGCAUAGAUACAUGCACGAGAACAAGUUCUUAUAUCGGCACGUGCACUCUCUGCAUCAUCGGCUUGUUGUUCCUUAUGCAUUUGGAGCUUUGUACAAUCAUCCAGUGGAGGGGCUUCUUGGUGACACAGUAGGCGGUGCCUUAUCAUUUCUCCUCUCUGGCAUGUCUCCACGAACUUCCAUCUUUUUCUUCUCUUUUGCCACCAUCAAAACAGUUGAUGACCAUUGUGGAUUGAUGCUUCCUGGAAACCCCUUUCAUAUUUUCUUUAGAAACAAUUCUGCAUAUCAUGAUAUUCACCAUCAGCUUUAUGGGACCAAAUACAAUUUCUCGCAGCCGUUCUUCGUCAUGUGGGAUAGAAUUCUGGGAACGUACAUGCCUUAUUCACUCGAGAAGAGAACAGAAGGGGGCUUCGAAGCACGGCCAACGAAAGAGUUCAAAGACGAUUAAUUAGUUAUACCGUGAGCAUUAUAAUUAAUUAGUUAUAACGUGAGCAUCCCUUUCCUUUUAUUACGUAAAAUGUACCACCAGUAUUAUUCCUUCUUUUUUACUCAUCAGUGAACCACACUGCUUUUGUGAUUUGUAUAUUCCUAUAUUCUUAGGAUCUAAACUUCAAACUUACUAUUUUUAUAUAGAGAAGUAAUAAUGAUCUAUUAGUCA
This is a messenger RNA of Gossypium raimondii (Peruvian cotton), 1337 nucleotides long. RefSeq names its product sphinganine C4-monooxygenase 1. Bases 351 to 1127 code for a protein of 258 amino acids. NCBI's taxonomy places the organism in Eukaryota, Viridiplantae, Streptophyta, Magnoliopsida, Malvales, Malvaceae. Gene Ontology annotation, molecular function: oxidoreductase activity; iron ion binding. The transcript is spliced from 2 exons. The record is from RefSeq and is a predicted model, not a curated record. Gene Ontology annotation, biological process: lipid biosynthetic process.